AUGGCGGCGGAGGUUCCCUCCAGCCCGUACGACGCGGGAUUCGACGAACCAGAGGAGUUCCCGCCGGUAGCUGACGCCCGGUCUCCUAUUUUUGGGGAAUUUAUCCAAUUCACGCCAAUUUUGGCCCGCUGAUUGUUCUCGCGGCUGCGGUGGACGUGGCAGGUCAACGAUUCCGAUGUGGGCGUCCCAGCGGAGCAGCGCGGGAAGCUGUUUGACCUUAUGCGAAGUGGCAACCGGGCCUUCCGAGAGGGCCGGAUUGAAGAGGUAUGACCACCCGAUUAUGCUGAGUCAAUAUCUGGUAAUUUAGCUCCUAAGCGUUUCUAAUUCCUUUUCCGCUACUGAAGAGUGCUAUUGAUAACUCUACUCAUAUGACGAACACCGUGUGUGCGGGUACGUCAAGGAUUUUCAGGACUGCACCGUAUUUACGUCAAUUUUCUAGCGCCGUACUGAAUUUACACUUCCUGGAUUGUGUAUGUCGGGAACGGGGCAUCUUUACGUACGGCGUUGGAAUAUCGCCCUCGAUGAUUUCAUAAUUACCUACGGUCCGCCUAAUCUUGGAUUUUGGUUUAUCGAGAUCUACAACGGAGCUGAUUGAGGUCUAGAUUCCCCGGGAUGCACGCUUUGGCCUGCCACUUUAAAGUUUGGGUAUCACGAGAGCUCUAUAUUUCACAUAUUAGUAUCCCAAAUUUUCCGGAAGUUCCCCUUUAGCACCAUGAGUUGUGAAAUAGACUGGUGAAGUUGAGGUUUUAGCAUCAUUUCGUACUAUUGUCAAUACAUCGUUCUUCACCUUCUACAUUCCGGUCAUAACUAACGUUAUUAAGUAUGUCAGCAGGCCCUGAUUCACGUAGUGCCUUGUGCUGUAUGUUGCAGUAUCUGGAGGGAUGGAAAACAAAAGGUUCUCUGGAACAAUAAUAUUCACGUUGAGAAGAUGUGACUCAGAAGAUACCGAUAGGUGCAAUGAUCGAUGGUCAAUCCUGAUUUUCAACACCCAUACGAGAGAGAUUUUUGAUAGUUGCUGUAGCUUGUAGAAUGAUGAUCAGAUAGUUCCUCUUUUUAAUUGAUGACAUCAUUGUAUGUGCGUCCCAUCCUUCAUCUAGAGGAAUGCCCUGAUAAGUGAAACUAUCAAUGGUCUUAUUUUCUUCGAAAAGGUUAUUUUUGAAUGUCAGGAAUGAUCUCCUGUCCCCAGUUACUCUUGAUCGACAAUUUAUGGGAAGUGUUGUUUAUGAAGAAGCUAUUUUUAUUUUACUUGCCUAAAUGCAGAGAAGAUGACUAGAACGAUUAAAGUAAAACGCUUGUUCUAUCACAAAAUACCCAUUUCCUUGAAGCGUUGUCUUAUUAUACCCGGAGUGUGGAUUGAUGAUUUUGGUUUUGUGUAUAGGCUAUUGCUUGCUACUCUAAAGCUCAACUCAUAAAACCAGGAGAUCCUGUUAUAUUAAGCAAUCGCAGUGCUGCGCUCUGCAGGUAAAUAUCCUAUGAAUGAGACCUUUUUUCAAUCUAAGGUGGAUACUUUUGCAGUCAGUAAUGAAGGAACGACAAUAACGUACAGUCAUAUAGUUACGAUUGGAGUUCAUGGAGCACCCUAUCUGUUCUUGAGCAAAAGUGCCUGUUUUCAAGAGGUGGAAAACAGCCUAUAACUGAUAAAAUCAAAUUCACCACAUAAGCAAAUGUCCUCCAUACCCAAUUGAACUUAGUUUUUCAAGAGGGAAGAAUGUAUUGUUCACCUCCAAUAUUUGCCUCAAACUGGAUCGUAAUGACAAUAUUCUUUGUCACAUAACUGGUCAUAUUAUUAUUUUAUUAUAAAAUCGUUUAGGCUGAUUCAACAUGGAUGAUUACUAUCAUUAAGGCUGAAACAAAACUUUUAAUGCGUUUUGAAAAUUGAACAACCAAUAGGACACGAGAAAACAAAAGCACUAUCAGAGAAACUAAUAUUUAAACUUCGUAACAUUUAUAUUAUGUUUCAGUAUGCUGAAAAGAUGAUGUAAAAUUAUGAUAAUAAACUUGUUGAUUGUUUUUUUUUCUCCAUUCAAUAGAAUUAGUCGACUUCUCAGAAGCCGUCCUUCGAGAGAUUCGGAAUAUGAGCCAUUAAAUGGAUUAGAUCCCACAACUCACGCUGAGGUUAGCUGUGGACAAUGGAUCGGCAUCUCACUCGUCUUCUAUUCUUUGUGGAUCAUGCUGAUUCUUAUUUGCAUAAUUUCAGCUUGCACUGAAGGAUGCUGAGAAGGUCAUGAGUUCUCGGAAAAAUUCAGCAAAAUCAUAUUCUCUUAAAGCUAAUGCCCUCUUGCUGGUAAUAUUGUUUUCCUUUUUAAGUCUAAUUGCGACUGGAGGUCCAUAUUUCCAUUUUGUUUCUUCAUUGCACUCAUUAACGAUCAUUAUUAUAGAUGAAUUAUGUAAGACGUAUGUCUUUUUUCUCUUCCCACGGAAUUUAACACUUUCGCAUCGCCUCUGGUUGUUUUGUCUUGAUGAUUUCUGUGCCUGAAUUGGAUUAUGUAAGACGUAUUUUUGGCUUUGCUCUCUCUUUUUAGUCCCUUUUUUUUGGAGCGAAGUAAUUUUUAGUAAUUGUCCCCCGUGAUGCCUUCCAAGGUUGUGCGCUGUACUUCAGAUAUCGUUCAAGUCAUGCCAUUGGUUCGUGAUAAUUUGAAUAAUUUAGGUGGCAUGUUUAUUUAUCGUCGAGAUUCCACCUCAUUGUGUGGAAAUGGGCGAAAUCUGAUUUAAGUUGAUUAGCAUCCACUGCCAAUAAAAUAUUUUUAAUGACAUGAAAUUUUUGUAAGAAUUGCAUAUCCAUUGCUCUGCUGAUGCUUCUAGUUUUUUGUGGUAUGAUUUCUAUAGAAUUUGUAUUUUUACUAAUGUUACUCCCGUCUGGGUACUCAUUUUACAUAUCUGUAGAUCCCUGAGAUCUUUUUUGUUUCUGAUCAUAAAAUUGCAGCUUGAACGCUAUGGGGAGGCACGGGAAGUGCUUAUUUCGGGCCUUCAUGUCAAUCCCCUUUGGUAUAUGCCAACACCUAAUGAUUUCGUUGUCGAUCUUCGUGACCACGAGAAACUUCCGACUUCCAAUUUUUUUCGCCCAAAAUUUUGGUUCCUGAUAUCAUUUCUUUCUUCCAUGAAAUGUUAGUCAAGCCCUUCAGAAAACUCUCCAGGAGCUGGACAACUUUUCAUCUAGUCUAGGGAAAAAUACAAAACACGGGAAGCCAGAACGGAAUGAUGACUUCGAGUGCACUGUUUGUUUCAAAUUGUUGUAUGAGCCGGUUACCACUCCGUGUGGGCAUUCAUUUUGUCGUUCAUGUCUACAUCAGUCUAUGGACCAUGGUAAGUCGCAAGAUUGUGCUUCUAGUUUCCUGAAUGAAUAUGCACUGCGUUUUUUUUAUUAUUGUAUCCUAAACACGAUAACUCCAUGGCAGGCAACAAGUGCCCAAUGUGUCGGACUGUCCUAUUUACCAGCCCCCGAACAUAUCCUGUAAGGUAUGAAACACUCGCGGUGGUACUUUCUGUGAUUUACAUUCCAGAUUCUGCAAUUCUUUAAAGGAUAUACUCACCAUUCAAUCCAUAACUUUUUCAGUGUGACUCUGAAAAAUAUCAUACAAAAAAAUUUCCCAGAGGAAUAUGCAGAGAGAAGAGCUGAACAUGAGAACUUGACAAACUUUGGAAUUGACUUGAUGCCUCUUUUUGUCAUGGAUAUUGUCCUCCCAUUUCAGAAGUUGUCACUCAAUAUAUUUGAACCUCGAUACAGAUUAAUGGUAAGAUAAUAACUUUCUACAUUUUCUGUUUUCUUUCUUAAAAUAUCCUCUUCUAGGAGGAAAGAAAACGCCGUUCUUCCUUUUGACCUGAUUUGAACCCUCUGAAGCAUCAGUGUUCACGAAGGAUAAUAAGAUAUGUUCUUUCAUAUUAUUUAAUAACUGCGUUAAUGACAGUUAAAUUACUGUACCUUCUUUUACCAAAAGUAUCAGCAUUUAUGUGUUACGUCCUUUGCAUCGGGAUUUACAGUUGUACCGAUGGAUGAGAAAGAUUAUCCCAACAUGUCUUAGUGACUCCAUUUGAUACUCUUUAACUCUGUAAAUACUUAAAAUUCAAUAUUCAUCGGACAAAGAACUUUUAAGAGAGAAAGAAGGGCAUAUUUUUAUGGAGAGAAGUACUAAGUGCUAAGUGCUAAGUGCUAAGUGGUCAUAUUAUUUUAUACUUUACAAACUUUUUUAUACCUUUCGUAGUCUCACGCCUAUGUUUUGGGCCUUUUGGUCCGUGGGAACUAAUUAUAAGUUCUUUCUUUGGAUAGUAGCGCAUAUGAAGCUGGCUUUCUUGACUAUAUGAAUAUUUUUAAUUUCAUUAAGAAAUUCGACGUUUUUUUAUUAUAGAUUUUAAACGACCGUAUGCUUUUCUUGUAUAGGCUUUGCUAUCUCUACAUCAUAUUUUUUUAUAUCACGACCAAGUAUAUGUCAUAAUCAAUUUGAUGGAAGUGGUAAAAAAACUUUGACUUCAGUUGAUGUUAUUUAUGAUAUGAAACAGGUGAGGAGGGUGAUGGAAGGAAAUCGUCGGAUGGGAAUGGUAACGUCUUUUACAUCAAUCUUUUCUUGACCGUCUUGAAGGGGACCUUUCCUUAUUUCCUCUAGUACACCAUAUGCAGGUGGGCAUUGAUUCUUCAACUGGUUUGAUCGCUGAUUUUGCAUGUGAAGUGGAAAUAUCCGAGUGAGUGAUUUUUCAUUUUAGUUCCCUUCUGCAAGACUUUUUGUGGUAGUAGGUCUCUCCCGCGCGGAUCCAUUAUUUCAAAUAUUCGGUAUUUGUGUUCAAAAGAAUAUAUCUGCUAUUAUCUUUGGUUACUGUCUUUGUACAGGUGUGAACCGCUUCCAGAUGGGAGAUUUUAUUUAGAGGUGAGUGAGUUUGACGUUUCUUAGGAUUAAGCUCUUGCUAUUUUUCCCUUUUGUCAUGAAAGAUUCGAAAUUUGAUAUUGUCCUUCUCAUCAUAUGAUGAACUUCACGAGUGAGCUUCUGCAUCAAUCUAGAAUCAUAAGGCUACCUAAAAUUUCAGGAGUACAUUGGCCCAAAAUUAGAUUCUCUCUUAAAGUCGAUAAGAUGAUGUUAAAAAGUCUUCAGAUAUUCUAUUAUCUGUCACUAUCAACAUUAAAUCCUGCCUAAAUUUUACUUUAUGAAUAAACUUCGAUGAAAAGUUCAGAUCUAAUAUCAUCACUCUGUAUGUAGGUAGAAGGCCGCCGUCGGUUCCAUAUACUUCGAUCCUGGGAUCAGGAUGGGUAAGUUUUUUCUUUUCUCCUCAUCUGUCUACGUAUUAUAUGAAAUUGGUAGAUGUUUUGAAACUGGUUCUUCUCCAUGCUCCUGUAGGUACCGUGUUGCAGAAGUCGAGUGGAUUCAAGAUAUUUAUCCAAAUGAAGGAACAUCAGAGAGGGAAUUUGUAAGUAAUUUAAAUUCCCUUCGUCAUUUUACAUUCUAUCUGUCAAUAUAUAUGACGAGAAAGUUUUAUUUCAAGGGCACAGAUCGUUUCGACAUGUGUUUGCAAUACUUCUUUGCAUUACCUUUUCGGAUUAAUCUGGUUCCUAAGUUUUAAACGUGUUUAGCUUCCCCAAAUCACCUUUAAAAGUUAGAAACCAGAUUUACCUUUAACCUGGUAACGGGAUUAAUCCGGUUCCUGCCCCUAAAUAUUGGUUUAUCUCAGGAUGCAGAGUCAAACCCAUCUUAAAAUUUCAUCCAAUUGAUCAACGAAACUUAUCAAAAAAAUGUCGAACAUCUAAAAUAAAUAAAUAAAUGAAAAACUAUGUGACGGUAUUUUUUGCAUGAACUCUGUGUACCAUGUGCGAUAGUGAUCCUUAGAUCCUUCAAGGUUUUAAUAUAUUUAUUUUCCCGAAAGGUAUCGCCUAAAAUAGCCUAUAAAACUAGAGAUCUGGAGCAUGAUGUGACGGAGGAUCAUUUCCGAACCAUACUGCCAAUUCGUAAAUUUAUAUCGUCGUAGCCCAAAACACACAAUGAACAUUUGUUGACUGAUAAACAAUAUGAUGUGAAUGAUACGGAAAAUUUCUAUUUAUUUCAUCAAAAUAGAAACACACACGGCCGACUUUUUCUUUCUUUACGUGAAGUCCACCUUUUCUAGCUCAUCAUCUUCCGCAGAUGUAAACACAGCCGUACGUCUCCAUCUGGUACUCAAUGGAUCUGUAGCGUGAUUCCUUUGUUAUAGGCAAUCACAUCGUCGCCAAUAAAAACAAAUACUGGCUGAAUUUAAUCCCAUCUACUUUUUACUCCUCAACAGUUGGAGCAGACGGUGAGACAAGCCGCAGAGCAAGCUCGUGGAUUGAUUGUGACUGCAAACGAAGCGACCAUGGGUACUGUUCUUUAGUAGGCGUCAUCCCCACUUUCGUCUCUUCCCCCAAACCCUAGAACAUGCAAACGAGCUCCGCAAGGACGAAAGAUAUGAUUUCCCGCUAUGGGUUCCAUUCAUUCAUGCGUUAAUGUCGCAUAUAUUGCAGCAUUUUUUCUUCUGUGAUUCAUAUACCCGCCAAGAGAUGCGCGGUUUGACUUCAAUGGGAUCAAACCUUGCAGGAAGAAGACUGAGGAGAGGACUCUUCCAAGCCGGUCCAAUUCCCAGUCCGCAGGAUCCCGAGCGAUUCAGCUUCUGGGUUAGAACUCCUCCACUUCUCUCUACCGGGAAGAUUUCCCCUUCCGGGUGACAUUUCUCAUCGACAUGGCUCUGCAGCUUGCCAACCUAUCAGCCAUGAGACCGGCGGAGAAACUGGACCUUCUACGCUUGAGGGACACGCAACAGGUAAGUCUUUGCAUCCGCUGUCACCUCCUCUGUUAUUUCUGCCUCGACCAGCCCCGCCCACUUCUCUUUCUCUCUUCUCUCUCUUUUGCCCAGAGGAUCUCCAGAGCGCUCACCUUUCUGGGAGCUGAGGCGCAGGGAUGUGUGAUCCAGUAA
Molecule: messenger RNA, 6906 nt
Organism: Spirodela intermedia
Lineage: Eukaryota; Viridiplantae; Streptophyta; Magnoliopsida; Alismatales; Araceae
Source: the annotation of a GenBank genome assembly